AUACGAUUAACUGUUAUAAGGUGUUUCCGUAUUUGCUCGGGCUGGGUUAUACAUGUAAGAUAUAUAUAAACUCUUACUCGAUCUCAACAUUCGAUGACGUUGUAAGGGGAUACGGUAGCAAAAGUAAAGAUAGGCAGAAGUGACUUGGAAGUAGGGUGUUAAGUUAAAUAUACCUAUAAGGACACUAUGGAGGAUAACUUGAAGCGUAUAGUCGCUGAGACAACUCGCUUGUGUAGAGAACGUGGCCAGAAGGUGGACCCAUUUGUCGCAGCGUACGUGGCAAGCUUGGAGGAUGCGCGCGGCAGUUUGGAUGUGCCCGGAGUGCGCCUGGAUUCCAAGCUAUCAGCGGAGUCUGUGGCAGCCAUCGGAAAGCAAAUAGCUGGUAUUCUGCUACGUGGCGCCGAUCCACGUCUUAAAACAGCAAUGAUGCAGGUCCUGAUGGAGGCUGCCUACAAGCAACAACGCGAGCUCGUAGAGAAGGAGACAACCGAGCAGCAAGAGCGUGCAGGCAUGCUACAACGAGCUAUCACCGGCCCACGUGCGCUCAAGGGCAACUCCGCGGACGCGUACGACCGCUUCUACAAGCUGGUGCUGGAGGCGGUGUGUGUGGAGGCGGGCAUGGAGGCGGCGGUGCAAGACCAGGCAGCAAACGCAGAGGUCCGCGCCGCCCUCGAAUCCGUCUUCCCGGUCUCCGGCGUGGCCCGCUUCCUCACCCUGUCCGAGGCCGAGCGGCUGGCUCAGCUGUCGGAGCUAGCGCGCAUCGCCACCGGCAUCUGCCUCUACAACCGCUCGCUGGGGCAGGGCGGCGCGGCGCUGCCGGCGGCGGCGGCCUCCUACCUGCCGCAGGCGCACCGCUUGCUGCGGGACAUCAACAGGUGCUGCUCGGAUGUGAGCGAGCAGCUAGUACGGCUGCAUGCCAUGGUGUCGCAGCUGCCGCCCCCGCCCGCUGCGGACGACAAGGAGACUGCCGCCGCCUCCGCCGCCGCUGGGGAGGAGGAGCGGCGGCGGGCGCUGCUCCAUGCGGAGGUGCUCAAUAGGGGGCAGGCGCUGCAGCUGUACGAGUCCCUAAAGGCGGACCUUCAGGAGGGUCUUGACGCCGCCCAGCAGCUGGAUACGGAGCUGGAGCACACCAUCCUGCAGGUCCAUGACGCCGUGGGCGGCUCCAGCGCGGUGGGCAAGGAGGUGGUGUACCCCCUGUUCGACCGGCUGGGCGCGCUGCACACCGGCCUGCACCAGGAGCUGCGCAUGCUGGUGGUACGGCAGCGGCUGUACGACGAGCUGAGCGGGCUGUCCGCCCUGCCGCCCAACAGCGUGCUGCUGCCCUCCACGCCCUCGUCCACCGAGUCGGGAGCCAGCAAGCGCUCCACGGCCGUAGGCACCUCCACCGCUGCUGACGCCCUAGCGGAGCAGCUCUCCGAAACCACCCUAGCCGGACUAGACGCAUUAGAGAACGGCUCGCGAGCCGCAUCAGGCGAUGGUGCCGCAGACGCCGGCGGCAGCGGCGGCCUAGAGUACAUCCGCCCCACCUCGCCCUCGCAGCUGCAGCCAGGGCUGGCGCUGGCGGGGUUCUGCGCGGGCACGCUGGCGCGACGACCCACGGGUCGCUACCCGCUGCUGCGGCGCGCCAACCCUCGCCUGGGCUACCUGGCGUACCAGGACAAGGUGUACGGCUUCGCCACCAACGCGGACAUGCAGGCCUUCCUGGCCGACCCGGCGGGCUGCCUGGCGGAGGUGGACGGCGCGGUGCGGCGGGAGCCGCUGCUGGCCCGGCCGCUGGGGCUGCCGCCGCCGCGAACCACCGCGGACGUGCACGCGGUGCUGCAGGCCAUGUCCGGCACGCUCAAGGUGGACUUUGGCUGCCAGACUCCCGUGCACUUCCUGGAGCGCAAUAUGGACAAGGACUACGAGUGGAACGUGUGGGCGCUGCGGCGGCGCGCGCUGGCGCUGGCCAACCUGCGCGACAAGGCCACCCACAGCGCGCAGACAGCGGAGAGCCACUUCAAGCGCGAGAACGAGACGCAGGUGUGGCGGCCGCGUGACGCCACCGUCCAGACGCGUGUGUCCAAGGGCCAGAGCAUGCCCCGCAAGCUGCAGUACGUGGCCGGGCUGCGGGGGGCGCCCGACGUGAAGAUGAACGUGGUGCGGUUGGAGCUGGAGCUGGGGCAGCCGCACCAGCACUGAGAGGGUGGGGGAGGGGUCAAGGAAGUGCUUACCGGUAACCACAAGUGAGGGGGGUAAGAAGGAGGAAACUGACGAGCUGGGGCGGGGGAGGCUGAAUGAGCAACAAGCAACCAGCCAUGAUGCCUGCUGUACGCGAGCCGACCUCCGCACUGAGAGGCGGGUAGAAAGGGGUAGGGGCAGGUGGGGGGCUGGGGGUUGAUUGGUAAGCCAAGCACACGAAUUGCAAUGCCCGGUAGGGGUGAGGGAAGGAGGCUUGACAGGGUGGAAGGGGGAGGUAGGUUGCCGGACUGAGCCUGCGGGGGAAGGGGAACCCUGCAACAUGGGAAGUCCUGGGGGUUAGGCAUGGGAGGUUUGGGCCGGGGAUUAGCGGCUACAGGGUCGCAGCUUUCUUAACCCCAACCUUCCCGAGGUGGCUGAUUGAUGCGCUGGCAGUGUGCUUGCCAAUAGCUGCGUAGUUCUCUUGUGUUCGCGCCUCUUUAGCUAGGUGGUCGCGCGCGGGGCUCCUUGGGAACAACAGUUUGUGGUGGAGUAAGGGAUGUCUGCUCUGCCGUGUUUCUAGCCAUGAGGAUAUGGCGAGGUCUGCGGAAACCGGUAUGUUAACUGCUGGGUAAUCAUGGUUUCAGGGCUAUGGCAUCUGCGGGGCUUCGGGGUUGAUGUAUGCUACCAGGGAACAUAACUUUGUGUGUGUUAAGAAAACUGGCCGCGUGUGUGUGCAUGGACUGCAUGGUUAGACCCGUCCGCACUGGGUUUAGGACAGGGGAGCGAACGGUGGAUGGCUCCUACAAGGUUAACCAUCCUUGCGCAUAAUUGAUUCCUGUGAGGCUGACGUACUGCAAUGGUGGCAGGCGUGGGUGUGCAAUCUGCGGAACGGGCGCCGAGCGGCCGAGGACUUGUCCUCAUAUAACCAAGGCGCAGCUCCUGGCACGCGGUUCUGGCGAGCAUUAUGGCAAAGAUAAUGCCAGUGCAGGCUAGCUUUGCACGCUAACUCGUUCGCCUGGCAGUAAGCGGAUGUUUGAUGAGCCUCAACCGUUUGGUCAAACCUGGUCACCGAUGUACGUAGCCACGGGCUCAGUCUUUUAAUUGGAUGGAAGGAAGUUACGAAUAACUCCUUGCU
Astrephomene gubernaculifera is the source of this 3295-nucleotide messenger RNA. NCBI's taxonomy places the organism in Eukaryota, Viridiplantae, Chlorophyta, Chlorophyceae, Chlamydomonadales, Astrephomenaceae. The record is from the annotation of a GenBank genome assembly.